GCGUUGGGAGAAAAAAGAGAAGAAACACAGCAUAAAAACUACAUGCGUCGCUUAAGCAACGGUUCUUCUUGCAUUGGAUAGCUGAUAAGACCUACUGGCUGUGCGCAUAGGCACCGCUUUCGCAAACAAUGGGAAGACAUGGCCGCCCUGUGUCGUCUGCUCGCCAUGUUCGGUUUCGUCUGCUAUGCGGUUGCGGUUGAAUUGGACUUGGAAACUCUGUACAUGAGCGACACCUGCCGGUCGUCUGGUCAGCAAAAGCUGCAAACGCUGUUCCAGCUCCAGACCAUGGGCAACCGCUCCACAGUCACGCUCCGGUCUCAACGUGCCGACUUCGCUCCAUGGUGGAAUGUGUGGGAAAGGUGCACGUCCAAUCUACUAGUGACCAGUCCACCGGGAUCGCGGAUCACCGUGGUCAUUGAGGAUCUGGACAUGUACGCUCACCCCAAGGAGAACUACUGCGUCGACUUCCUAGACGUUCAGCCACUGGACUCUCUGGUGAGUCGAUUCUGCGGAUCCCUGGCCACCACCUACCCCAAGACGUACGCUUCGGUGGGCAACCAGCUGCGCUUCAAAUGGAACUUCUACACCGCCUCGGUCGACAACAGGGGUUUUACCGUGCUACUGACGGCUUUUACGGAGCCAGCGGACGGUCGUAACUGCACAACCACUGGCUCGAAAUCCGACGCCCAGUUCCUGUGCGCCAACGGUCGCUGCGUCGACGCUAGGUGGCGCUGCGACAAGCGCGACAACUGCGGCGACGCGUCGGACGAGAAAGGUUGCCGAGAUGAAGACCGAACCUUGGUGAUACUGAGCAUCUGCGUGUGCGUCGUAGUUGUCGUGGUUUCAGGACUGCUGGUCACAGCGGUCUGGGUGAAGUUUCAGAGGUCGCCGAGUCGAGGCGCUGCAAUCGCCGGCGGGCCAACGACGCCGUACAGCAUUCCUGUUGGUCCAGACAACUCGAACACACGUCCGCCGUGCGGUCAUCAGCCGGAUAGCAUAGGCUCGGCAGUAUCAAGGUCGUCGGGUAACCGUUACUAGGUUGUGCAAUCUCCAACUUGAUUCGCAUCGGCGAAGCCGUGUCACGUCGAAGAAUUAUAUGCGACGCGUGUCGAGUUGGUUCCAGACACGAGACACGUGUCGUCGUCCAGCUAAGGAUACACGUCAUCGACGAUAGCCUGGACGUGUGCUCCUGCGUAUGCCACUAUAGUACGUGUCGACCUGGAGGAGCUACGUGAAUACUCGACGCGAGCGCUCAGACCUAUGGAAUACGCAGUUCUACCAGCGAUUAAAGUGUACCUGUGCGAUUAUGAGCGCAGUCUCAGCUGCAGUUUCGGUUUGCGGUUUCCGGAACGUGAGUGAUUCCAUUGAAACCACCGCUGCUGUCCUGGCUACCUGAAAUAAAGCGAUAUAACAAGCAAGCGCC
Messenger RNA from Dermacentor silvarum, 1423 nucleotides. RefSeq lists its product as uncharacterized. Bases 139 to 1038 code for a protein of 299 amino acids. The transcript is spliced from 5 exons. The record is from RefSeq and is a predicted model, not a curated record. Gene Ontology annotation, molecular function: protein binding. NCBI's taxonomy places the organism in Eukaryota, Metazoa, Arthropoda, Arachnida, Ixodida, Ixodidae.